AGGGGCCGCGCGCGCCACCACCCACCCCUCCCCUCCUCUCCCGUCCCUCAUCGCUUCCCUCCCGCCCACAGCCCGGGACUAGGAGCCGGCGGAAGCAGCAGCAGCAGCAGCUGCGGCAGUUCCCACCCCUCAGCAGCCACACAGAGACACCGGCAGCAGCAGCAGUAGCAGCAGCAAGACGCGGCAACGGCGCCGGGUUUGGUUCAGUAUGUCCACCACCGCUCGGCGCCGGCGGCGACCGAGGCUUGCAGCGGCCAGCCGGCAGCAGCAGCGGCUGAGCUUCCCGGGUCUUUAACUUGACCCUCUGCCGCCGCCGCCGCCGCCGCCGCCUCCUUCUCCUGAGGUAGGGGAGGCAAUGGUAAUGAACUGACCCGGCGGCAGCGGCCAACCACCCAGCCUUCUUCUGCGCUCCCCACUCACGUUUCCCUCGAGGAGCAGCGAAGGAGGAGAGAUCUGCUGUCUAAAGCGAAGCUUCGGUUGCUGCUGGGUCUUUGAGGAAUUCCUAGAAUGUGAACCAUGUGUAGGUGUGCAUAAUGAAGACUAAAGGUCCUGCAAAGAAAAUUGCCUCUUUUGCACAGGGUUCUGAAAGAAAAAGACUGAAAAAAGGUUUGAUGCUCCUUCACUGGGCCUUUAGCAUACGGCAGAAUAGGCACAGAGUUGCCAUGAAACCUAACUUGAAGCAAUGGAAACAACUCAUGCUGUUUGGAAUAUUCGCGUGGGGUCUCCUGUUCCUGGUUAUCUUCAUCUAUUUCACAGAUAGCAACACGGCUGAAGCAGUUCCAAGCUCCUUCUCCUACACUGAGACUAAAAGGCUUUUGCCCAUUCAAGGCAAGCAGCGAGCUAUCAUGGGAGCCAUGCACGACCCGUCCUUCUCUGAUACAGCUGAUGAGAACGAUCUGCUUCUCGGCAAAGACGUCUCGGGUUCACUCAAAUCGGGGACUGGGAGCAUUAAAAAAUGGGCUGACCUAGACGAUGGCUUUGAAAGUGAAGAGGAAUUUUUCCCUCCCCAAUUAGGAAGAAAAUCAAAAAGUGCUUUCUAUCAAAGGUCUGGUGAUUAUUUAUUUGCUGCUGGUCAGCGUCGGUCACAGAGCAGUAUUCAGAGAAUAGGGAGAUUAGUCUCAGCAGAGGGGGCGGAUCAGAAGAGCAAUGCCUUGCAGGAUAAUUGGCUCCCUCAAAGGAAGAAAAAGAAAAGGCAUGCGAGACACAGGAGAGGCCAGAUGUUUGAAGAGUCUAAUGAAUGGGAUGGAGUAUAUUCCACAAUGUCGAAAUCUUUCCUCUACAGGCUUUGGAAAGGGAACGUCUCCUCUAAGAUGCUUCUCCCUCGCCUACAGAAAGCAAGGAAAGGUUACCUGGAUACUAAUAAGCAUAGGGUUCACUUCAAAGGGAAGCGAAACCUCAAGUUGACUUCAGAGCAGCUCCUCUGUGAGCUCAAGGAACGUGUGGAUGUCAGGACCAUCGAUGGCAAAGAAGCUCCCUUUUCUAUCCUCGGAUGGGAAAGGCGGGUCCCCAAAGUUUCUCUGAGCAAGCUGUACCCACGUGGGUUUGGUAGCUGUGCUGUCGUCAUGUCCGCUGGUUCCAUACUGAACUCUUCUCUAGGGGAUGAAAUAGACUCCCAUGAUGCCGUCUUGCGAUUCAACUCUGCUCCAACAAACGGAUAUGAAAAAGAUGUCGGAAAUAAAACAACCAUGCGCAUCAUUAAUUCCCAAAUUCUUACCAAUCCUAAGCACCAGUUCACUGACAACCCCUUAUAUAAAGAUGUUACCCUAGUCGCUUGGGAUCCUGCACCCUAUUCUGCAGAUCUGACUGUGUGGUUUAAGCAGCCAGACUACAACUUGUUUACUCCCUAUGCACUGCAUCGCAGGAGGAAUCCUAAACAGCCAUUUUACAUUCUCCACCCCAAAUUUAUAUGGCAGCUCUGGGAUAUCAUUCAGGAGAACACCAAGGAAAAGAUACAACCCAACCCUCCUUCUUCAGGUUUCAUUGGGAUUCUCAUCAUGAUGUCCAUGUGCAGCGAAGUCCAUGUAUACGAAUACAUUCCUUCAGUCCGGCAGACCGAUCUCUGCCACUACCAUGAACUCUACUAUGAUGCGGCUUGUACCUUGGGGGCUUACCACCCGCUGCUUUAUGAGAAACUGCUGGUGCAGAGGAUGAACAGAGGCUUCCAGGAAGAUCUGUACCGGAAAGGAAAAGUGAUUUUGCCAGGGUUCAGGUUUCCACUCUGUAACAUGGCAACAUAAUUCGAACCUCUGUUGUUACAUGGCCAGCUGUGUACAUGCCUUAUAUUCACACAUAUCAUCUCAUUUUCUAAAGCUGUAGUCGCCGAGCUACUCAAAUAGAAGACUGUGUACUUUUUAAAUAGCCUUGAGAAUUAUUUUGUAUGAUAAUUUUUUAAGUGAAUGUGCACUCUUCAAGAAACGAAAGCUUGAGAUUUUCCAGGAGUCGCAUUUUUAAAAACAGUGUUUGUAUACAUUUUAACACUUUUGUAUUUUCUAUUUUGGUUUUAUAUAUUUUUAUGUAUGCACAGUGUACAGAUUUUUCUUGUAAAUAAAGUUUGUUUGUUUUUUUAUUUGAU
Podarcis muralis (Common wall lizard) is the source of this 2572-nucleotide messenger RNA. The record is from RefSeq and is a predicted model, not a curated record. Lineage: Eukaryota; Metazoa; Chordata; Lepidosauria; Squamata; Lacertidae.